AUGAAGCUCCAAGCCCUCACGACACUCAUACCCCAAUUCAAUGCCAAAGAAUGGGCCAAUUAUGGCAUCACAUCCCUACACCAGAUAGUUGAUAACAACAAACUAAUCCCAUUUGCACACCUGCAGGCUAAACUUAAAGUACCAAAACCCCUGAACUUCAUGUACAUACAAAUACAGUCAUGGUUCCGCAAACACUAUCCCCCGAACACCACACUCAGGCAAGACUGGCAAUUAUCACCUCUUGAGCAACUAUGUAUACAAAGCAAGCCUCCUCCUAAACUCAUAUCCCAAUUGUACAACAUAAUUAUCCAAAGACUUUACACUGCAAAGCCCUCUUUCAUCUCAGCCUGGGAAAGAGACCUCCAAAAGAAACUGGAAGAAUCUCAAUAG
Molecule: messenger RNA, 390 nt
Organism: Pelobates cultripes (western spadefoot toad)
Lineage: Eukaryota; Metazoa; Chordata; Amphibia; Anura; Pelobatidae
Source: the annotation of a GenBank genome assembly